Molecule: messenger RNA, 2719 nt
Organism: Cyprinodon tularosa
Lineage: Eukaryota; Metazoa; Chordata; Actinopteri; Cyprinodontiformes; Cyprinodontidae
Product: transforming growth factor beta-3 proprotein-like
Exons: 7
Coding region: 364-1587 (407 amino acids)
Biological process (GO): transforming growth factor beta receptor signaling pathway; BMP signaling pathway; SMAD protein signal transduction
Cellular component (GO): extracellular region
Molecular function (GO): cytokine activity; growth factor activity; type II transforming growth factor beta receptor binding
Source: RefSeq, a predicted model, not a curated record
GCCAUAUCAGCAGCUCUAAGGCGCAUAUACCUCGUUAACGUGUCAGCCUGCACUGAAAAUAAGACCUGAUGCUCUGAAACUAAACGACGCAAAAGUGGGAACAACACAGUCUGUGUUGUAUAGGAGGACUGCAAAGUAAUGGACUGAGCAGAAGAUCACAGAAAGCAGGUCUUUACAGAUAUUUGUACCGGAUGAAUUAAUAAUGGGCGAACACAAAUUCGAAUUUCUCCAAAGAGGAAUCAAUGUAGAGCUCAGUUGUUAGUUGGGAAAGAAAACAAGCAGCAGUAGAGCUGAGUUAGAGGCAGUCUUCUCUGUCAAUCCUCUCUUUUCAGCUCCCAGGGAAAAACAAAUGCGGACAGAAAGAUGCAUCUGGGUAAAGCUCUACUGUUCGUCCUCCUCCUUAACUGCGCCACUCUGAGCUCUCCGCUGUCCACUUGCGCCACCGUGGACAUCGACCAUGUGAAGAGGAAGAGGGUCGAAGCGAUACGGGGUCAGAUCCUGAGUAAACUUCGUCUGACGAGUCCGCCGCACUCCCUGGGACCGACCAACAUACCCUAUCAGAUCCAGGCGUUAUAUAACAGCACGAAGGAGCUUCUGGAGCAGCUGAGCAGGGAACGGAAGCAGACCUGCGGCCAGGACAACACAGAGACAGAGUACAUCGCCAAAGAGAUAUACAAAAUUAACAUGGUGUAUGGAACGCCAGACAACAAUGAUCUGCCCUACUGCUCUAAAAGCAUGACUUCUAAAUUUUUCCGCUUCGAUGUCUCUCGAAUGGAAAGGAACUCAUCCAACCUCUUCAGGGCAGAGUUUCGAGCCCUGAGGGUACCAAACCCCAGUGCCAAGAGGAACGAACAGCGGCUUGAGCUCUACCAGACCAUGAGACUAAACGAGCACAUAAGGAAGCAGCGCUUGAUUGGAGCAAAAAAUGUGCAAACCAAAGGCUCUCCUGAGUGGAUCACCUUUGAUGUGACUGAAACUGUGCGGGAAUGGCUGAUAAACAGAGGAUCUAAUCUGGGUUUGGAAAUCAGUGUGCAUUGUCCCUGCCAGGCCUACAGUUCAAACGGUGACAUCGACAAUGAAAAUGAAGUUCUGGAGGUUAAAUUUAGAGGUGUUGAUGGAGAUGAGGAGCAGAUUCGCCUGGAUCUGGAUAGCCUGAAGAAAAAUAAGGAGCAAUACCUUCCUCACCUUAUCCUCAUGAUGAUCCCACCCCACCGCCUGGAUACUCACCCCUCACGCCGACACAAGAGAGCGCUGGACACAAACUACUGCUUCUCAAACACGGAGGAGAGCUGUUGCGUUCGCAGGCUCCACAUAGAUUUUCGCCGUGAUCUGGACUGGAAGUGGAUCCACGAGCCGAGUGGCUACGAUGCCAACUACUGCUCUGGGCCCUGCCCUUACCUGAGGAGCUCGGACACAACACAUAGCUCGCUGCUGAGCCUUUACAACACUCUGAAUCCAGAGGCCUCCGCCGCCCCCUGCUGCGUCCCUCAGGACCUGGCGCCCCUCACUAUACUCUACUACUCUGGACGGACCCCUAAGGUGGAGCAGCUCUCCAACAUGAUUGUCAAGUCUUGCAAAUGUAGCUGAGAUGACAUGACAGACUUUGACACUAGGUAGAGGAUAAAACCUUCUAGACUAUGAGCUGUGAUGAAUACUUAAAUGACCCUGUGGCCUGCGUCUUUGCUCUGUUUUAAACUGAACCGUUUUUUGUCGUUGUUGUUGUUCCUUGUUAUUUUGCUGUUACAAAGCCACUUUUAAGAGGCAAGCUAAUUUUAAACCAUCCAAACUUAACUCCAGCUGAAUGAAAUUCAUUUUAUGGUUUAUCUUUUGACCUCCAAACUCAAUUGUCAGUAGUGCAGCUUUCUCAUUUCUGUCCUAAAUAUUAAAUCUGCUCCCCUCAAUGGAUGAAUUUCGUUCUGGCUAGUGAUUUUGUUUAAACUUUCCUUAAGUUCCCUUCCCUGUAGACAGUGGGCAUUAUCUUCAAACACAAAAGGAGAAAGGACAGACUCGUUGCUGUAUCCAAAACCAUAGCUGUGGUCUGGGGAAAGGAGAGCUGAGUGAGAAUGCCUGUUGGAUUUGCAAUGGAAAGGCAAUGAAGAAAGAAAUGGAGCCAAGCUUUUCUCUUUUGGCCAGCCAACAGCGGUGGCCCUUUUAUUUUCUGUGCAUCUAUUAGAGCGGAUGGACAGAGAAGAAGAAAAGGGAACCUGAAUUGAAGGAAAGGAUUGUGUUGGAAUCUAGCCACGAGUGUGCUGCCAUUCACUGGAUGUUUUCAUUCCUCACAGGUUCAAAUUAUUAUUUUUUUCUCCUUGAACAUCAAAGAAUUUACUGGAAUAGAGCAAGUGUUAUGCAACAAGUUUUUAUGAGAUUUCUUUUACAUUAAUAGCAGAUUUAGUCUGUUAUGUAACUUGUCAUAUAGUGAUUGUUUCACUAACAGCAGGGAAUUGACCCUUACCGUCAUUAUCCUCAAUGAAAGCCAUUUUAUGCUGUUCUAAACCUAGGGUACUGUUACAAUGUAAUUUAAAAAUAAUGUGCAACCUUUGUAUUUGUGUUAUACUAGCUUAACCUGUUGUUUUAGACUCAGUAUGUUUCUGUCUGAUGCUGUUUAUUAGAGGUAUACAGAAAGUGAAAUCCCUGCACUUUUGUUGCAGCAAUACAAGGAAAUGUAAGUAUGUAGCUGAGAAAGUGCAAGGUGUAGAAAUAAAAACCAAAGCCACAUAAA